Molecule: messenger RNA, 348 nt
Organism: Prorocentrum cordatum
Lineage: Eukaryota; Dinophyceae; Prorocentrales; Prorocentraceae
Source: the annotation of a GenBank genome assembly
AUGCAGCGCCGGUCCAAGCUCGAUGCGUUCCCGAAUUGGAGCUGGUCUUCUCCCUUCCUGCCGUUCACCCUCGUCCUCACGGAAGUGCUUGCGGGGGCCGCGCGGCAGAACAGGGAGCGCUUCGAGGAGCACCAGCGGCAGGUCUUGAUUGACGUUGUCUGGCGGUCCCUGCCGCUGAUAUUUCUGUUUUUCAGCGUCAUCCUGCUGUUCGUGGUCCUCGGAGUUUGUUUCUAUAGGGGGCGUCUAGCCUUGGGAACGGGAGGAGACGUGCGACGUCGCGUUGCAGAAUUGGCUGGUCGUCAUCUUGAGCCUCACGCUCGUCCGCAUCCUGCUGCUGAGCGCGAGUGA